GUGUUCAGUGCCUGGGCACACAAACUGCACCACAGUUGGCUGAGGUCCCUGUCCAGCUCUGUGGUCUGCGGCGUCUCUCUGACAAGGCUCGCUCUGUGCUGCACGGCUCCUUUCCUUAGUUCAGUCUCCGGCUUCUACCACAGAACCGCAAAUCUCCCCAGCUGUGAAUCAGACAGGGGCAGAAAUGCAGAGCCCAGGAGCCCAAGACAAUGUCUCCGUUUCCCAGGGUGUUCGCAUGAUGUUUUAUCUGAUGAAGCCCAGUGAAACUGCCUUCCCAACUGUUGAAGAGGUGCCUGAUUACGUUAAAAAGGCUACUCCAUUUUUCAUCUCCCUGAUUCUGCUGGAACUGGCCACCAGCUGGAUUCUCAAGGGGAAGCCACCAGGUCGCCUCGAUGACAUUCUGACAUCCAUGUCAGCUGGCGUUGUGUCUCGGCUUCCAAGUUUGUUCUUCAGGAGCCUUGAAGUGACCAGCUAUAUUUAUAUAUGGGAGAACUACAGACUUGUUGAUUUGCCUUGGGAUUCUCCAUGGACAUGGUAUUUGACCUUCUUAGGAGUUGACUUUGGCUACUACUGGUUCCACCGCAUGGCCCAUGAGAUUAACAUUAUUUGGGCUGCACAUCAAGCGCACCACAGUUCUGAAGACUAUAACUUAAGCACAGCACUGAGACAAUCUGUCUUGCAGCAGUAUAGUUCCUGGAUUUUCUACUCUCCCUUGGCUCUCUUCAUCCCACCUCCAGUGUUUGCUGUUCAUAUUCAAUUCAAUCUCCUGUACCAGUUUUGGAUUCAUACAGAGGUCGUCAGAAGCCUCGGCCCCUUGGAACUGAUUCUUAACACUCCUAGCCAUCACCGGGUUCACCAUGGCAGAAAUCGUUACUGUAUCGACAAAAACUACGCUGGCACCCUGAUUAUCUGGGACAGAAUGUUUGGGACCUUUGAAGCAGAGAAUGAACGGGUUGUAUACGGUCUAACGCACCCCAUUGAUACAUUUGAGCCAUUCAAAGUUCAGUUUCACCAUUUACUCUAUAUAUGGAAUACAUUUUGGGCUACACCUGGAUUCUUCCAUAAGUUUUCUGUCCUAUUUAAAGGACCAGGAUGGGGUCCAGGUAAACCAAGACUUGGCCUAAGUGAAGAAAUUCCGGAGGUCACAGGUCAGGAGGUCCCCUUGUCAUCAGCAGCAUCCCAGCUUUUAAAGAUGUACACUGUCCUGCAGUUUGCAGUGAUGCUGGCCUUUUAUGAAGAGACCUUUGCAAACGCAGAGGUUCUGUCUCAAGUCACUCUGCUCCUGAGGGUCUGCUCCAUUAUCCUGACCUUGACAUCCAUUGGUGUCCUUCUGGAUCAAAGUCCCCAGGCAGCCGUCGUGGAAACUCUCCGUUGCUUGAUGUUCCUAACCCUGCACAGAUCUGGCCAUUUGAAGCCUCUGGUCCCAUCUUUAUCAUCUGUAUUCGAGAUUUUCUUUUCUGUCUGCACUGCUUUCUGGGGAGUAAGAAGCAUGAAACGACUCACCGCUGGCUCUUGGAAGUAGCCCAACUCCAGACAGCUCUCUUGGUCCUGUCAGUCAUCCAUGGCAGGUCACUGCUACAGAAAGAGCGUUGUCUUACAUACUGCCUACAGGAGCUACUUAGUUAAUGAAAAAUGAAACUACCUGUUUACCUAUGCUUUUCAUGUUUGCUUUUCUGUUAAAAUUAAAGUGAAGUAUACUAUUUGCUCUCACUAAAAGCCAGAUUAUUUUAUAUAUAUUGAGGCUGUAUUCACUAUUCUCAUCUGUCUCAAUGCCAAUGGAAAGGAAAGGGUGGGCUUAAAUAUUUAACGAAAUGAAAAUUACAUUUGUCUUGCUUGGUUUGACAAGUUUUCCUUUAACAUUUGCUAAAACCAUACUUAAAUACAUCUCUGUGGUCUUUAAAAUGUGUUGGAGUCUACGUGAGCUGGCAUUUGCCUUUGCAAAUAAAUCAUCUGUAUUGCCACAUUACAUAAAAAUACAUCAAUGUGGUAAAAAUAAUUAGAAUUGGAAAAAGUUAAUUGUUCAACAUGUUAGUUUAUAAAACAUACUUCUAGAAUGGUGGGUCGACUUGUUUCAACAGCUUGAGGAGUACAUUGUAAUUCAUGUUGUUUCAAAUAGUCACAAUAAUGUUAAUAAAAUCAUCUGAACAGAAGUGACAAAAAUGGUGUGUGUAUACUGCUUAUGAAAUAUUAAAAGUCUGUUGUAUGUUCCAUUUGAAAAUACUGACAGAGAUAAGAACUGAGUUCAGAAAAAUAUUGGAAAAAAAGUCUUUAAAAAGUAAGAAUUCUUCCCUUCCUCCAAAAUUUAUCAGACAAUUUUCAAAUGACAAUUUUAGCAGUCCAAGUCAAAAUUAUUCUCUACCUACAUGCAUCACUAAAUUAAGAGGACUAACUCGAGUUGCUCAGCCCCACUUUUAAGUAUGUUACUUCAGAUUUGAAUAAAAAAAACGUGGGGAGCUGACAGAGAAUCAGGCUGCAGGAGUCUGUGCAUACUCAUGAGGCAGAACUGAGGCACAUUUACUUUUCAAGCUGAAACAGCAGAAGAAAAUUAAUUUUGCAUGAUGGAAAUAUUAAUAAUUAUAUCUCAAGCGUCAGAAGUGGGUUUGGCUUUGCUUCAUUCAGUUUUUAUACUUCUUAAUUAAAUGCAGGAUUUGAGCAAAUUCUGAGGUCAAUAACAAAUAUUAAAUCCUACUUUGGUGCCUCAUUAACAGGAAUUGCUGGGCUUCAUAGGUAUAGACAGACCUACCUUACAGGAGAGAGCCCUCUGCUGGUUUGAAACUAUUAAUGUAUCAUUAAAAUUCUUGAGAUGCAUAUUAUAUAUUCCCAAGAAUUUCUAUGCUAUACGUUACAUCAUUCAUUAAUGGAAAGAAAAUAGAAUUUUUAUUGAUUCUCAAAUAUUUACUUAACAUGCCAAAAUAAUUUUAUGAUGGGGGGUAUACUUGAAUAUAUGUGAAUAUACAGGGGUAGUUUAAAAUGAGUUUAAUCAUGAAAAUAAUUCAUGUGCAACUCAGGUUUCUUUGAAUAAACUCAAAUGUAUUUGUUCUCUUUUCUACCUUAAUUUUUCACUAUGACUUAAAUAAUUUUCUUUUAGAAAUAUAGGUAUUUUUAAGUCACAAAUUUCCAAGCCUUUGAAUAUGGAUAUGGUUCCCAGAUAGGCGAUGUGCCUCAAGCCUCUGUGCCUGAGAUAGGACAAUUUUUCAACCUUCAACCUUGCUAAUUUUCCGGUCCUAUUUUCUCUGGCAAACACUAAUGCAUGAUGACAGAUCAUGGAACUCUUAGUAAUAUUGUAAAUUGAUCUUGAAUGGUUCCAUGUAAUUUAUGCUGGUUCUUGACUGGAAGGACUUUAAUUGUCCCCACUUUUCUCUCUCAAGAGAACAGCACUGAAAACAGGGCUCAUCAAUUACCCGGUUUUGAUGGAGAGGUGCACAGUGCCUUUGCAAUAGUCACAGGGACACUCAGUCCCUCUUAUCUAUCAAGAGGACCAAAAUUCGUUUAUAGGGCAGAACUCUAUUAGCAAUGUUUAAUGGAACCUCUAAAUUAUUGCAGAAACGGGUAUUGCAAAACCAUUUUGCAGAACUCUGAGGUGGUUAAAUCAUUUACCCAAGGCCACCGGGGAACACAGUUGAUGGCCAUUCUUUUUUAAAUUAUCUGAAUUCUAACAUCAAAGACUGUGACACCUCUCCAUUUCCUGCUAAAAGGUAUUCAGAUCAUAAUUCAAGGAUUAUAGUUCAUGUGCAGAGUAUGCCUUUACUUUUCAAUUUGAUGCUUCUAUUU
Peromyscus maniculatus bairdii (prairie deer mouse) is the source of this 3771-nucleotide messenger RNA. It is a transcript of the gene Agmo, whose product is annotated as alkylglycerol monooxygenase. Gene Ontology annotation, molecular function: glyceryl-ether monooxygenase activity; iron ion binding. NCBI's taxonomy places the organism in Eukaryota, Metazoa, Chordata, Mammalia, Rodentia, Cricetidae. Gene Ontology annotation, biological process: lipid biosynthetic process. The record is from RefSeq and is a predicted model, not a curated record. Gene Ontology annotation, cellular component: endoplasmic reticulum.